This is a messenger RNA of Symbiodinium sp. CCMP2592, 1689 nucleotides long. NCBI's taxonomy places the organism in Eukaryota, Dinophyceae, Suessiales, Symbiodiniaceae. The record is from the annotation of a GenBank genome assembly.
AUGGACAGGACGUUCGAUCUGCAGCGGCAGUCGAGGAAGGAGUUUUCAGAGCAACUCCGCGAAAUAAGUCUCAUCACAAAGAUCGACUUGAAUUACAAGGAGAUCGGUGCCAAGGGCUGCCAGGAACUGGCACAGGCGUUGAAAAACAAUGGUACGAUCACACACAUCGAGCUCAGUUUCAGCAGCAUUGGCGCCGAGGGCUGCCAGGCCUUAGCAGAGGUGCUCAAAAGCAACAAUACGAUCACCAACAUCGCCCUCGACCACAACGGUAUCAGCGUGGAGGGCUGCAAGGCACUCGCAGAGUCGCUGAAUAGCCACAGUACCAUCACGCAUGUCAACCUCGACUCAAACGACAUCGGCGACAUGGGCUGCCAGGCACUGGCAGAGGCGCUAAAGAGCAACACUACGAUCACGGACAUCAGCCUCGAGUUCAACGGCAUCGGUGCCAAAGGCUGCCAGGCCUGGGCUGAGGCGCUAAGGAACAACAGCACGAUCAUGCACGUAGGGCUCUUCGGCAAUAACAUCCCCAAAGAGCAAGAAGAGGCGUUGCGCAAGAUGCUUCAGACAAGACGGUCGGUUGCAGAGGAGUUCCGGGUACAUCUCGAUGAAUGGCAGCGCAGUGGCUUUGCUCCGCUGCCAGUGGUGCGCCUCUGCUUCGUGGGGCAGGGACGGGCAGGCAAGACUACGACACUGAGGCGCUUAAAAGGGGAAGCGGUGCGAGAAGGCAAACAGGAUUCUACAUAUGGAGUGGAGCUUUGGGCUGGAGAAGCACCUCGCGAUCUCUCUGCUUCUUGGCAGGACUGCCAGAGGACUGUGUUCGAUGCUGGCGUGGUCGAUGCCUUCCAUGCAACGAAGCCUAAAAAGGAGCAAAGCGAGCAAGAUAGACCUGAAGCAGGCGAAGAGCCGGAGCCGCAAGAUUCGUGGACAGGUGAGACCAAGCAGGCGACGAAGCAGGAAAAGGAAGUACAGGAGAAGAACGCCAAGCUCCGCCCUUUCUUUUCCCGAUGGAGAGCUGCUGUUGCCGGACGGCCUCAUCGCGGAAGGUAUCCUCACUCACCUGCAGCAGAUGCGGCAGGUUUGAUGGACUUGCCACAGGAGCCUGCUGUGGACAUGUUGGAUAGGAAGUUCAUGCAUCCCAACGAGGAGAUGAACCAAAAGCUCGAUGACGAGGAAACUUUCCCGGACGGCAAAGAUGCUCUGCCGGGAAUGUUUUCGGCACGGUUCGAUGGCGGGAAAAUAGAGCACAAGUUCCGGCGUGUUCACGAGAUCCUGAAGGAGCACAACUUCCCGGUCGUGAUGGUCGACGCCGAUGUUGGCGACGACUUCGGCAAAGCAACAAUGAAGUAUCUGAACAAGAUUCACAAAGAAAACGGUGUCUUGAUAUGUGUUUGCACAGAUCAUUACGCCGAGAAGACCAGGUCACCCUUCUGCUCUUUUGCAGAGUUACGGUUCGCCCAAGAGUACAGUCUGGAUGUUCUCCCGUUGCAAGUGGCAGACGUCUUCCCCCCACGGCCGCCUGGCGGCCCGGAUCAUCCGUACGACAAGGAGUACGAUGCAGAGGACUUGAUCAAGAUGGUCUUCAGACCCAACGUCGCCUACAAGGACUGCCGCGAGCUAGAUGAGAUGCAGAUUGCUCGGGUGAUCGCAGACAAGCUGCUCAAGAAGAAGAAAGGCUCGGGACAUGGAUGA